Messenger RNA from Anoplophora glabripennis (Asian longhorned beetle), 855 nucleotides. Its product is annotated as L-xylulose reductase-like. Lineage: Eukaryota; Metazoa; Arthropoda; Insecta; Coleoptera; Cerambycidae. Gene Ontology annotation, biological process: xylulose metabolic process; glucose metabolic process. The coding region runs from base 94 to 828 and encodes 244 amino acids. The transcript is spliced from 5 exons. Gene Ontology annotation, molecular function: carbonyl reductase (NADPH) activity; L-xylulose reductase (NADPH) activity. The record is from RefSeq and is a predicted model, not a curated record.
UUUGCCACAAAACGGCGUCUCGGUAGACUCAAAAACAAAUAAAUUUUAUUGUAUAAUAUCAGUUGGUCGGCACUAGCUCUGCUCCUCCAGAAAAUGGAUAUAAAAUUUGAUGGGAAAAGGGCUUUAGUUACAGGAGCUGCAUCUGGAAUAGGAAGAGGAAUAGCCCUCCAACUAGCUAAAGGUGGAGCAAGGGUGAUAGCCCUAGAUGUGUCAGAAGACCAACUAAUAAAGUUAAAAGAAGAAAUCCCUUCCCUAGAAACAGUAGCCGUAGACCUCAGCGAUUGGAAAGCUACGCAAGAAACAGUUAAAUCGGUAUGCCCUAUUGAUUUGUUAGUAAACAACGCAGGACUAGGUGAAAUUUUAGCUUUGACACAAGUGACGGAAGAAAAUUACAACAAAAUAUUCAACGUAAACGUCAAAGCUCUGAUAAACGUUACCAAAGUGGUUGUGGAAGACCUCCUAAACAGGGAAUCUCCAGGUGCCAUCGUCAAUAUAUCCUCUCAAGCUUCCCAAGCAGCAUUACCCAAUCACACUUUAUACUGUGCCUCAAAAGCGGCUGUAGAUGGUUUUACUAGAGCGGUAGCCAUGGACUAUGGUCCUAAGAAAAUUAGGAUCAACGCUGUAAACCCCACAGUGGUCAUGACCGAAUUGGGGAGAAGGUUUUGGUCGGAUCCCGCUCUGUCGCAACCGAUGUUGGCGAAAAUUCCCCUGGGAAGGUUUGGGGAAAUAAGUGACGUAGUGGCAGCUGUAUUGUUUCUGUUGAGCGACCAUGCUAGUUUGAUAACAGGAAUUUGCUUUCCUGUUGAUGGUGGAUUUUUAGCUUGUUGAAAAUUAAUUUUCUGAAUAUACGAGCUA